AUGGUUGCCAUACAUAAAAGCCCCGAAGAAGAAGCACCUAUCCAUGGCGAUGUUUUAGAAGCAAUAUUCUCGCUCGUGCCACUCAUCCAUCUUGUUCCAUCUUGUCACGUGUCAAAAGCAUGGAACAGUGCUGUUUUCUCUUCACUCACACACGUUAAACAAAUCAAACCAUGGCUCAUAAUUCUCUCCCAGACAACACUCUCUUCGCGCGUGAAUAUCGCUCACGCUUACGACCCUCGUUCCCACUCCUGGAUUAAGAUAACUAAACACCAACCGUUGAUAAAAAAACACCGUGAAAUAUCAACCGUUAGAUCAUCUCACUCAACUCUGCUUUACACGAUAUCACCUUCGGAAUUUACAUUCUCACUCGACGCGCUUCAUCUUGGCUGGCACCAAGCACCUGCUCCGCGCGUGUGGCGAGUGGAUCCAAUAGUUGCGUUGGUUGGAAAACGCGUGGUUGUUGCUGGUGGCGCGUGUGACUUCGAGGAUGACCCACUUGCGGUAGAGAUGUACGAUACGGAGAACCACCGCGACUGGAUCAUGUGUCCUUCGAUGCCUGCAACGCUAAAGAGCGCGUCGGCAUCGACGUGGAUAUCAGUCGCCGUCGUCGGAGAAACGAUGUACAUGACUGAGAAGAAUUCCGGCUUGACGUACUCGUUUAAUCCAAUUACGAUGAAUUGGGAAGGACCGUACGAUUUACGUCCUGACGAGAGCGUAUUCUACUCCGUUACCGGUUUGUUAUCGGAGAAACUGACGGUGGCCGGUUUGGUGGGUGAACCGGGGAACGUGAGAGAAAUAAUACUAUGGGCGGUUAAGGAGGAAUUAGGUUCGGGAAUGGAAGAAAUAGGUUCGAUGCCGAAGGAGAUGGUGGAGAAGUUAAAAGGUGAUUCGGAGUUUGGUUCGGUGGAAGUGGUUUGGGUUGGUAAUUUCGUUUACUUGCGGAACACGUUGGUGCUUGACGAACUUGUUGUGUGUGAGGUUGUGAAUGGGAACAUGUGUGAGUGGAGGAGUGUUAAGAACGCGGCGGUUGACAGCGGAACGAGGAUGGUGUUUUGCGGCGGUGAUGUGCGGAUGGAGGAUUUGCAAAGAGCCGUGUCGUUUGGGGAACAGACAAUUUGCAUGAAACAACUUGAAAUGUAG
This is a messenger RNA of Vicia faba (fava bean), 1140 nucleotides long. Lineage: Eukaryota; Viridiplantae; Streptophyta; Magnoliopsida; Fabales; Fabaceae. The record is from the annotation of a GenBank genome assembly.